This is a messenger RNA of Effrenium voratum, 393 nucleotides long. NCBI's taxonomy places the organism in Eukaryota, Dinophyceae, Suessiales, Symbiodiniaceae. The record is from the annotation of a GenBank genome assembly.
AUGUUAAGAGCUGGCCAGCGCUGCCCAGACGUUCCAAGCGUAUCAAGGAGGGCAAACAUUGCUGAAGGUCACGUAAGCAUGCCUGCUGCAGGCGUUGCGACCCGUGAUAUGCUCACAGCAAGUGCCGCGGCACAUCCUGCGCAAGCCUUACUCAUCGGGGCGGUAGCACCGUGCGAAUCUGGCCAAGGUUGGGUGCCCGAGCUGACAUAUGCCCAGAAUGACCAGCAUUCAGCGGCAAGCAAAGCUGCCUCUCACAGUUUGACAAGGCGCUACAGCGCAUGGCGGGACCGAGAAAGGUCGUUAGAGGUGAUGCGAGAGCCCUGGCUUACGACCGACGCCAAUGCUGUGGCAAAUCCUGCAAAAACCUUGUGGCUGCGCGAGCAGAUCUUCUGA